Molecule: messenger RNA, 2128 nt
Organism: Monascus purpureus
Lineage: Eukaryota; Fungi; Ascomycota; Eurotiomycetes; Eurotiales; Aspergillaceae
Source: the annotation of a GenBank genome assembly
GUACAGAGUCGUCAACCUACUUAUCUUCCUAUUUCCCAGAGGUUUUACCGUUUCUUCCAUCUCCUCUCAUUCAGACCGAUUUCGUUCAUUGUCGUAUCGUCUAUGCUCUGCCACACCAUGGCUGCCCGCCGGUCGAUUGCCCGUUCCCUCCCCGCUCUCCACGCUUCUCCCCGCAUCACCGCAGCCAGAGCUACGUCCGCUGCAACGGCAGCCUCACGCUCUCUCUCUACUGUCUCAUCCAGGUCCCCUGCAGCAUCAACAGCCCAGGAUCUAUCGUCUUCUUCUACUCUCCGCACAUCGACCCCCCUCGUCGCUACUCGCAGACUGCAUGCCACCGCCAAACACCUCAGCCCCGCAGGAACCACUAGCGCCGCCUCUACUGCCACCGAAUACCCGACCACCCACGAUCCCAUUGCCAACCCCAUUGACACAACAAAUUUCAUUGACAAUGAGUUCGUUUCGUCAAAGGCCACUGAAUGGAUCGAUCUGCACGAUCCAGCCACCAACAACCUCGUGACUAGAGUGCCCCAGAGCACUGACGAGGAGCUGCGCGCCGCCGUCGAGUCGGCCCAGAAGGCGUUCCCUGCAUGGAGAGCCACGAGCAUCAUCCACAGGCAGCAGGUUCUGUUCAAGUUCGUCAGCCUCAUUCGAACCCAUUGGGACCGUCUGGCUGCCUCCAUCACCCUCGAGCAGGGUAAGACCUUCCCCGAUGCCAGGGGUGAUGUUCUCCGUGGUCUGCAGGUUGCUGAGACCGCAUGUGGAAUUACCACCCAGAUUACGGGUGAGGUUCUGGAGGUUGCCAAGGAUAUGGAGACUAGGAGCUACCGGGAGCCAUUGGGUGUUGUUGCGGCUAUUUGCCCAUUCAACUUCCCGGCCAUGAUUCCCCUCUGGUGUAUUCCCAUUGCUACCGUUACUGGUAACUGCUUGGUUCUGAAGCCGUCAGAACGUGACCCAGGUGCAGCGAUGAUUCUCGCAGAGCUGGCUAAGGAAGCAGGCUUCCCCCCCGGAGUGGUCAACAUCAUUCACGGUUCUGCAAGGGCUGUUGACUUUAUCCUUGAUGAGCCCGCCAUCAAGGCAAUCAGCUUUGUCGGCAGUAACCGAGCUGGUGAAUACAUCUACACUCGAGGCUCUGCCAACGGCAAGCGUGUCCAGGCCAACCUGGGUGCCAAGAACCACGCAGCUGUCCUUCCAGACUGCAACAAGAACCACGCCUUGAACUCCAUUGUCGGUGCCGCAUUUGGUGCCGCCGGCCAGCGCUGCAUGGCAUUGAGCACCCUUGUUUUGGUCGGUGAAACGAAGGAGUGGCUGCCGGAGAUCGCAGAGCGAGCCAAGGCCCUCAACGUCAACGCUGGAUUCGAGGCCGGCGCCGAUCUUGGACCAGUCAUUAGUCCUCAGAGCAAAAAGCGCAUCGAGGAUUUGAUUGCCAGCGCAGAAAAAGAGGGUGCCACCAUCCUUCUCGAUGGAAGGGGAUACAAGCCCGAGAAAUAUCCCAACGGCAACUUUGUCGGACCUACCAUUAUCACCAACGUCACCCCAGACAUGACCUGCUACAAGGAAGAAAUCUUCGGCCCCGUCCUCGUCUGCCUCAACGUCGACACCCUCGACGACGCCAUCAACCUCAUCAACUCCAACGAAUACGGUAACGGCGCUGCCAUCUUCACCCGCUCCGGCUCCACAGCAUCCCGGUUCCAGAAAGACCUCGAAGCCGGCCAGCUCGGUAUCAACGUCCCCAUCCCCGUGCCGCUGCCCAUGUUCUCCUUCACGGGCAACAAGAAGAGUAUCGCUGGUGGUGGUGCGAAUACGUUCUACGGCAAGCCCGGGCUGCAGUUCUACACGCAGCAGAAGACGGUGACGAGCCUCUGGAAGAGUGAGGAUGCGAUUAACACCAAGGCCAGCGUGGUGAUGCCGACUAACCAGUAGAAACUGGGUAGAAUGGUAUAUGUAUGGUUGGACCAAAUAAAAGAAAAAAAAAAGGGAAAAGAGUACCGAGUAUAUGACUGGACAGAUUAAAGAUCUAUCUAAUUGCGUUUAUUUAUUUUCCUACCCUUUGUUGGGCAUGUAUGUGGCAUAUAGAUAUUACUAGGUAGUGUCAACCAAUUUGAUAUGAUAUCCAAUAGUUAAGCUUCGA